CAAAUAUUUACUAAAUGACAGAACUGCAAAAAAAAAAAAAAAAAAAAAAAAAAGAACACUAACAGUCACACAACCAUCCUGCAAUACAGAUGCUGUAUGUGCUUUACAAUCCUCGCAGCAAAACCACUUCUUGCUUCUUGCAAUAUAAAAUAUUACAUGAAUAGUGUCUCAUGUUGUUCCCCUUACUGUUUGUGAAAUUAAGCUUCGAUUUGAGCAGCAUCUGGUUUCCUCCAUGCCACUGCAAAACCAUGCCAAAAGUAGUUGUAGUUUUCUGGUGUCCCAGUAAUAACUUAUCGCACAAAUUCUGUAUAUAAUUACAGCAGGCAUACUGCCUGUCAUUUACGUAAUGAACACAAUAAAAGAGCAAGCAUUGUUAAAAGUGGUUUUGAAAACAUUGUUUUCAUAAUUUCAAAUAAUCUUUUCUUUUACUUACACUUUUCUUAAAGUUUGAAUUUUCAAGUUUAUCUCUUAAUAAACUACAUCUUCAGCUGCUACACCAUUGGUGAUUAGCUGAGUGGAUUCAGCGUGGUGUGUGAAGAGAGACAUAUAGAUGAUGAUCUUAAAUUCAUCAGGUGGCAAUGAAAUAUGUCACAAAGACCCAGCACAUGGACUGAUUGAGAUCACUCUCACCAUCCUGGCCGACAAAGGUCACAUAGUGCCAGAGAUAAUCAGGCUCUUGGAGUGGACGGACCACCCUGACCACUUCAUCCUGGUCCUGGAAUGUCCCUCUCCCUGUGAAAACCUGGUGGAGUUCAUCAGGCGUCACGGUGGAAGCCUCGAUGAAGAAACAACAAGGCAGAUCAUGUGGCAGGCGGCUCACAAUAAAAUGCAUUAUAUAAAAUACAAUAAUAAAGACUUGUCGCAAGGGGGCGAUAGUGUUUCUGUUUAUUGUCUAGACCAGUGGUUUUCAAACCUGUCCUGGAGGCACCCCGUCCUGCACCUGUUUUAAAUCAGCUCGUUAUUAGAGACUGCAAGAACUAAAUUGCGUUUGUGAUAUGGAAAACAAUUACUGAGAUCUGAAAUCUGAAUUUGAGGAUGCUGCCACAAUUACAAAUGUGAAAAUACAAAGAAAAACGCAUUACAUUACAGCAGAGAGAUACACAACAAUAUGCAGAGCUCCACACUCACACACACUUUUACAAAGACAAGCUAGACCUGUACUAUUAUAAUGUUUACAUGUAUCUUUCAGUUGUACGAAUGGUUAUAGUCAUAAUUUAUAGUAUGAACUAUGGAUUUAUUCUUACAUUAAUAGUCAUUGCAGGAUUUUAUGUACUGCAGUUGAGUAUUAUGUAACGUAUUUUGUACUAGAUCUUUUGUAACAUUAGAUACAUCACAAAUAUGCAGGAUUCGCUAUUAUUUACAUAUAUGUACAGUACAUACC
Molecule: messenger RNA, 1381 nt
Organism: Puntigrus tetrazona (Sumatra barb)
Lineage: Eukaryota; Metazoa; Chordata; Actinopteri; Cypriniformes; Cyprinidae
Product: serine/threonine-protein kinase pim-2-like
Exons: 3
Coding region: 551-949 (132 amino acids)
Biological process (GO): regulation of mitotic cell cycle; protein autophosphorylation; negative regulation of apoptotic process
Cellular component (GO): cytoplasm
Molecular function (GO): protein serine/threonine kinase activity
Source: RefSeq, a predicted model, not a curated record